Molecule: messenger RNA, 1839 nt
Organism: Pistacia vera
Lineage: Eukaryota; Viridiplantae; Streptophyta; Magnoliopsida; Sapindales; Anacardiaceae
Product: putative disease resistance RPP13-like protein 3
Exons: 1
Coding region: 1-1839 (612 amino acids)
Biological process (GO): defense response to other organism
Molecular function (GO): ADP binding
Source: RefSeq, a predicted model, not a curated record
AUGGUUGACGCAGUGGUCUCUUAUGUGUUGAGAAAGGUUGGGAACUAUCUCAUCCAAGAAGCAGUGUUUUUACGAGAAGUGAGAAAUGAAGUGGAGUCGCUCAAGAACGAGCUGGAAUGGAUGCAAUGUUUCAUAAAAGAUGCAGAAGAGAAACAAGUUGAGAAUGCUAUAAUACGCAAGUGGGUAUCUGAUAUCAGAGACUUUGCUUAUGAUGCUGAGAAUGUCUUGGAUAAAUAUAUGCUCAAAAUCCAUGAUGAAACGCCUUCGAAUACACUCAAAUUCCACGAAGAAAAAGAAGCGGUUUCGGAUACAACGAGUAUCCUUCAAGGCAAUGCAGGGGAGACUUCAAAUACAACAAACACUUUCCAAGUCAACGAAGGAGGGACUUCAAAAAACAGGUCAGGAUGCUUUGCUUCCAUCAAAAUUUGUUCUCGCAUAUUCAAUAAAAAUUCGAGUCAGAAUGAAUCUGGCCUCAAAUUAGAAUCCAGCGGCCACAAAUUGGAAUCCAUUAACAAAGAGUCUGUUCAUAAAAAGUCCCGCCAGUCAAAGUUCAGUCUCUAUAGCAAAGGCAAGGAAAAGAUGAAUUUGCAUUACAUAGGGAAGGAGAUUGAAGCACUCAGAAAAAUAAUCGAUGAUCUCUCUCGGAAACGUGAGCUGUACUGUCUUCAAGAUAUUAGUCAGAUGCAGCAGGGAGGAAAGAGCAGCGGUUAUGGCAGAUUGAAAGAAUUAAGAAGAGCCCCUUCCUUCGUAGUUGAAGAGAAUGUUGUUGGCUUUGAGGAUGAUGCUAAAACUUUGUUGGCUAAACUUCUGGAGAAGGAGCCACGACGCUUCGUAAUCUCUAUCUUUGGAAUGGGUGGUCUAAGAAAAACAACUCUCGCCAAAAAACCUUACCAUAACAUUGAUAUCGGGAACAAAUUUGACCGUUGUGCCUGGGUUUCUGUCUCUCAAGAUUACAAGACUCGGGAUCUUCUUAUAAGAAUCAUAGUCUUUCAAGUUGUAAAGAUGACAGAGGAGAUUGAGACGUUGAAUGAAGAAAACUUAGAGCGAUAUCUCCAUAAAUCCUUGGAGGGAUAUUCAUAUCUAGUGGUGAUUGACGAUGUGUGGCACAAAGAAGCUUGGGAGACUUUGAGGAGAGCUUUUCCAGACAACAAAAAUGGAAGCCGUGUAAUCAUCACCACUCGCAUUAGAGAAGUUGCUGAGCGUUCGGAUGAGAAAAUCCAUGUCUAUGAGCUUCGAUUUUUAAGGCCAGAUGAGAGUUGGAUGCUUUUCUGUGAUAAAGCUUUUCGAAGCUUAAAUACUGACGAAGGUUUGGAGAAUUUGGGAAAAGAAAUGGUCGGAAAAUGCGGCGGCCUGCCACUUGCUAUUGUCGUGUUAGGUGGACUUUUGUCUGCAAAGAAGCCUCAAGAAUGGCGUAUGGUGGGUGAUCACAUUUGGCGACUUUUAAGGAAUGAUUCCAUCCACAUAUCGUAUUUGUUAGCUUUAAGCUUCAAUGAUUUGUCUUAUCAAUUGAAGUUAUGCUUUCUCUACCUUGGCCUUUUCCCAGAGGACUUUAAAAUUUGCACAGAAAAACUUACUCAGCUGUGGGUAGCAGAGGGAUUCAUCGAGGAAAAUGAAAAUCAAUUAAUAGAAGAUGUUGCCAUAGAUAACUUGAAUGAGUUAAUCAACAGAAGCUUCAUUCAAAUAGAGAAAAGAUGUUGGGGGAGGAUCAUAACAUGCCAAGUCCAUGAUCUACUGAGAGAUCUUGCAAUCGCAAAGGCGAAACAGCUGAACUUCUUUAACAUUUGCGACGCACACAAACAUUCGAGCCGUUCUUCAAUCACUGUAACAAGUCGAAGAUAA